Diachasma alloeum is the source of this 3308-nucleotide messenger RNA. RefSeq names its product SID1 transmembrane family member 1. Bases 148 to 2496 code for a protein of 782 amino acids. NCBI's taxonomy places the organism in Eukaryota, Metazoa, Arthropoda, Insecta, Hymenoptera, Braconidae. Gene Ontology annotation, cellular component: membrane. The transcript has 8 exons. The record is from RefSeq and is a predicted model, not a curated record.
UGUCCACCUAUGCACAAAGCAUUUAUUCUGCGAACUGUAUAUAGGAUGACAGUACAGUACCGGAGUGAUGAUUGAGGUUAAUUUUUCACUUCGUCCAGCCAGAAGAGGAAGAAAUGGCUUAAAUAACGCAGAGUUAACGACAUCAAGAUGAGGGUGUUGUUCAUCGUUUGGAUCUCACUGCUACCGAUCAUCAAGGCUUUAUCACAGUCCUCUGAGCCACCUCCACCACUGUAUCCUCAAGUCAUUUUGGCUGAAUAUGGGGUGCAGUACAGUAAAACCCUCAAUACGAGCAUCGAAUGGGUCUUCCUCUACAGCAACAAGAAUAACACCCAGGGUGCGAGGAUCUACGUAGACAGUGAUGCAUCUGAAGACGAACCCCUGAUUGUCGUUGUCAGAGAGAAAAAGGGAAUUCUCUCGUGGCAAAUUCCCCUCCUGGUGGAGAGGAAGAAUGCAAAACCCCAGGCGUACUCCAAGACCAGCAGAACUCUCUGCUCCGCGAGUUAUUACAAACUGGGGAGGGAAGACCUGGAGGACGAGGAGUUCAUCACUGUCAGCAUAUCGACCGAGAGCAGAUCCCACAUCAACUUCCAUUUGUCAGUUAUUGCAGAGACAGAUUUCUAUAUUCGAUCCGGAGAAUCUCGGAAGCUGGUGAUCUCCCCCUCAGAGCCCCACUACUACGGCUACAACUUCUCGAACGAAGCGGACAAUCGCUCAGUCCUCGUGAAGAUCGAAUCGGACAGCGAUACCUGCAUGACGGUGUCAGUCCAAAACCCAUCAUGCCCAGUCUUCGAUCUGGAACGAAACAUUCAAUUCUCCGGGCACUGGCAGACAGUGAGUCAAUUAGGGGGCAUAACGAUCCCCAGGGAGGCCUAUCCCAAUGGCUUCUUCAUCAUCCUGGUGGUCAAAGGGGACGACACCGAUUGCACCCUGGAGAUGGGGCCAUCAAAUCGAAACAAAACUGUGACAAUUACCAUCACCCCGAAUAUCACGUUCAAUGAUGGUGUCACGGCAGCGGUCAUCACGAUGGUCAUUGGAUUUGCUUUCUGUGGGUUUUAUGUCAUCGGAGUGGUGUCCCACCGAGUGAGGACACGAAGGAGACUGCAGGCAGCAGUUGCCCAGGUCGAUGAGAAUCCCGAGCCUGAGCUGCUGCCGAGUCCAUCGGUAAUGGAGGCGGCUGGUCCCAGUCAAUGGACAUCAGUAGACGACGACUCGUCCCGGGACGAAGACGACAUAGACAUGCUCAACGAUGUCCUCUCAGAUAAAGAGAUAAUCCGCACAAAACGAGUCCUCUCGGUCUCCGAUCUAGCUCGAAAGGCGCCGAAGAUCCUUCGGCACAAAUCACGACUGUAUCUUUAUUACCUGGGGACUAUCGCCGUGUUCUAUGCACUACCUGUCGUUCAGCUGAUGGCGACUUAUCAGAGGGUCAUCCGCGUCACGGGUAACCAGGACCUCUGCUACUUCAAUUUCCUGUGUUCACAUCCUUUCUUUGGAUUCUCUGACUUCAAUCAUGUCUUUUCCAAUUUUGGGUAUAUUCUACUGGGGCUUCUGUUCAUUCUACUGACGUGGGUGAGGGAGCAGGGGGACUUGCCGUUCGCUGAGAAGAAGAAGAGCUUUGGGAUACCACAGCAUUAUGGACUUUUUUAUGCCAUGGGCACUGCCUUGAUGAUGGAGGGGGUGCUCUCGGCUUGCUAUCAUGUUUGCCCCAAUCACAGUAAUUUUCAGUUUGACACAAGUUUCAUGUACAUAAUAGCAGUGCUGUGCAUGGUGAAGAUAUACCAAACGAGACAUCCUGACAUAAAUGCUCGUGCUUCCGUUACAUUUGGAGUACUAGCUCUCAUCAUAUUCCUGGGGAUGCUGGGAGUCCUGGACGGCUCUGAUUAUUUUUGGAUUGUAUUUACUAUAAUACAUCUUUUUGUGUGCCUUGUUCUAACUGCUCAGAUUUAUUACAUGGGCAGGUGGAGACUCGACAGGGGAAUGUUUCGGCGAAUAGUCAUGACAUUCAAACAUGACGCACGAUCAGGCGUCUCAAAUAUUCUGAAGCCCAUGUAUGCUGGAAGACUCAUUCUCCUCGUCAUAGCGAAUUUUUGCAACGUUGGUCUGGCUGUGUUUGGCAAUAUGCAUCAUAAAAAAGAUUUUGCCAGUUUCCUGCUAGCAGUACUCAUGUCCAAUCUACUGUUGUAUACUUUUUUCUAUAUUGUGAUGAAGCUGUGUUAUCGAGAAAAGAUUCUACUCCAAGCGAAGUGUUACAUCCUACUGUCCUUCAUCGCCUGGGGCUUGGCGCUCUACUUCUUCAUCAACAAGUCGAUCUCGUGGGCGCUGACACCAGCGCAAUCACGACACUCAAACCGUCCGUGUUUAUCACUACUAAACUUCUUCGACUAUCACGAUAUCUGGCAUUUCAUCUCAGCCCUCGCAAUGUUCUUCUCAUUCAUGGUGCUGCUGACCCUAGACGACGACCUAGAAGACACUCACAGGAGCCAAAUACCCGUAUUCUAACGCCUGUGAACUCGAUGCGAUGGUUAAAUAAACAGACAAUACGUGAGAUAUUUUAACAAUAUAAUGAUUCUUUCGUGUUUAUUUGUCAUGGCAGUGAUAUUUUACCUUAUUCCAUGAUUACAUUAUCAUUCAUUCACAAUAUUAACUCUACGAUUUGUUAAUGCAUUUAAUUUGUGCUAUCAAACAUUAAUAUGCACACCACGUUAAAUCCUAAUCCAUCAUUUAUUUUUAUCUAUCAGUAGUUUAAUCAAUUUCGUAUCUAUCCACAAUUCCAAAAAGAAAAGACACUCGAUUUACAAAUAAUAUAAAAUCUGAAAAAUUUACAAUUAUCUAAAUAAAUUGGGUGAGGCAACUGGAGAGGUAAAACGUCAUUUUCUUAUGAACAUAAAAUAAACUAUUGAUACCAGGUACCCGUGCAGGUGUGGGAUUGAAUUGCAGACGACAAUCCAGACGGAAUGUUGAAUAUAAAUGUCAAUCGUCUUCUAUUGAUAUUCAAUUUUCGUAUGAAAAACUCAAGAGAAAAACCCAGCCCAUUCUUUAAAAAAUUCUAGCAGAUUUAUCAAUCGAUUUUGAUUUUUUACUUUCUCUAUUCUGUUGACAUUUUCUGUGUAGAAAUCCCUGAGCAUUAAGUUCGUAACUCGAGGAUAAAAAAUUUAAUAGAAAAUCCUAGUGCUUUCUGUAAGAAUUACGCUGAAUGACUGAUAAAACUCGAUUAAAUAAUUCGAUCGUGUCAUAUUCUGCUUUUUCUAUAUAAAAUUUUAGGCAUAUUUUUUUCCACUGUAUUUUUAUCUCUUUUCCAUAAAUAAAUUCGA